AUGAUGUUUUCGUCCGCGGGGAAACGCUGCUUCACGAUAGAGUCCCUGGUCGCCAAAGAGAACCCUCUAACAGCCGAGGACCCCAUCCGCCCGACGGCGUUGAGUUACUCCAACCCGACGACCGAUGCCUUAAUGAACGGCUACCAGGCUCCACCGGCCAGGUCCCUCUACCAGAGCCCGGACCUGGUGUUCCCAGAGACGGUAAACCACCCCUCCCUCACCGUGGCUCCUCACCAGCUCGGCGGCUCCCACCUACAGCAUCCGCACUUCUUCGGGACGCAACACCGAGACCCGCUCAACUUCUACCCCUGGGUCUUACGGAACAGGUUUUUCGGACACCGAUUUCAAGGUAACGAUGUGUCCCAGGACAGCCUGCUACUCCACGGUCCUUUCGCCAGGAAGCCCAAACGCAUCCGGACGGCCUUCUCUCCCUCCCAGCUCCUCCGUCUGGAAAGAGCCUUCGAGAAGAACCACUAUGUGGUAGGGGCCGAGCGGAAGCAGCUGGCAAACAGCCUGAGUUUAUCUGAGACACAGGUGAAGGUUUGGUUCCAGAACAGGCGGACCAAGUACAAGCGACAGAAGCUGGAGGAGGAGGGACCAGAGAGCCAGCAGAAGAAGAAGGGAAACCACCACAUCAACAGAUGGCGCAUUGCCACCAAGCAGGCCAGCUCCGAGGACAUUGAUGUGACCUCAGAGGACUAAAACCUCGGUCCAAUCCCCGACAAUGCUGCCCUGAACCCUGCGUCCAAUUCUGACGCAUCAAAGGACCAAUGCUAUUUAUUAUGUAAUAUUAUUAAGUAUAAUUAGACACAUUAGAGGAAGACACACGGACUAAAUAUGUGAUCACCACACAUCUCUUCAUCGAGGUGCUAUACUCAGUGACACUGGAAAAAAAAACAACCCAUCUUAUUUAAUGACAUCCAUCCUGAAUGACUCUGGAUGAGGAGAGAUCUUUCCAUAGUUUAAUGAUUUUUGGUGUGUGACAGCCAAAGAUGAAGAGAAACAACGGCAACCUCUAUCAUAGUGUUUGUUUUUUUUAAAUUGUACAUAGGCCACUUAUAAAGGUUGUUUUUGAAAGAGGCUAUUUGUUUCAUUAAAGCUGUUUUUACCACCUGAUUAGGUCAUUAACACCUCAUCGCUCACCCCACCCACUCCACCACCUGUGUACCAUGUUAAUUUAAAUUUCUCCUCAAUGACGAGAACGUGUUGUCGCACACUUUUAAUCAUACCGGUGAGUCGGAGAACAAGCCGGUGACUGGCAAGAAGAAUAACAAAACAGGAAACGGACCAUGUGUCAAAGAAAAUAUCAAAAUCAUUCAGUCUCUGCAGGAUUUUAUUUUAACUUU
Messenger RNA from Xiphias gladius (swordfish), 1346 nucleotides. It is a transcript of the gene emx1, whose product is annotated as empty spiracles homeobox 1. Bases 1 to 702 code for a protein of 233 amino acids. Gene Ontology annotation, molecular function: DNA binding; DNA-binding transcription factor activity, RNA polymerase II-specific. Lineage: Eukaryota; Metazoa; Chordata; Actinopteri; Istiophoriformes; Xiphiidae. Gene Ontology annotation, biological process: neuron differentiation; central nervous system development; brain development. The transcript is spliced from 3 exons. The record is from RefSeq and is a predicted model, not a curated record.